[Torrubiella] hemipterigena is the source of this 2229-nucleotide messenger RNA. The record is from the annotation of a GenBank genome assembly. NCBI's taxonomy places the organism in Eukaryota, Fungi, Ascomycota, Sordariomycetes, Hypocreales, Clavicipitaceae.
AUGCUUCGACACACACUCGCUCGCACCGCCUUACGGACGGGCAGACGGGGAGCCGUUGCCUCGCGGGUUUUCUCGACCACCACUCAGCGCCAGGCCGAGGUUGAGCUUACCAUUGAUGGCAAGAAGGUUUCAAUUGAAGCUGGCUCUGCUCUUAUUCAGGCCUGCGAAAAGGCCGGAGCUACCGUCCCUAGAUACUGCUAUCACGAGAAGUUGAUGAUUGCCGGUAACUGCAGAAUGUGCUUGGUCGAAGUCGAAAAGGCCCCUAAGCCUGUUGCCUCGUGCGCUUGGCCCGUUCAGCCCGGCAUGGUUGUCAAGACAAACUCUCCCCUCGCCCACAAGGCCCGUGAGGGAGUAAUGGAAUUCCUCUUGGCCAACCACCCCCUCGACUGCCCUAUUUGCGACCAGGGUGGUGAGUGUGAUCUUCAGGACCAGUCUAUGCGCUACGGUGCCGACCGCGGCCGAUUCCACGAGAUUGGCGGCAAGCGUGCCGUCGAGGACAAGAACAUUGGCCCCUUGAUCAAGACCUCCAUGAACCGAUGCAUCCACUGCACCCGUUGCGUCCGUUUCGCCAACGACAUUGCUGGCGCUCCUGAGAUGGGUUCUUUCGGCCGUGGAAAUGAUAUCCAGAUCGGUACUUACCUUGAGAAGAACCUCGAUUCCGAAAUGUCGGGCAACAUCAUCGACCUCUGCCCCGUCGGUGCCCUCACCUCCAAGCCCUACGCCUUCCGUGCCCGUCCUUGGGAGCUGAAGCACACCGAGUCUAUUGAUGUUUUGGAUGCCCUUGGCUCCAAUAUUCGCGUCGAUUCCCGCGGUGUCGAAGUUAUGCGCAUCCAGCCCCGCCUCAACGACGACGUCAACGAGGAGUGGAUCAACGACAAGAGCAGAUUCGCUUGCGACGGUCUUAAGACCCAGCGUCUGACCAUGCCCCUCGUCCGCCGUGACGGCAAGUUCGAGCCUGCCGACUGGGAGGAGGCCCUCACUGAGGUUUCUCGCGCCUUUGAGCAGAAGAAGCCCCAGGGCAACGAGUUCAAGGUCAUUGCCGGUGCUCUUAUGGACAUUGAGGCUAUGACUGUUGCCAAGGACAUGGCUAACAAGCUUGGCUCCGAUAACCUUGCCAUUGACACCCCUACUGGCAGCCAGCCUCUUGCCCACGGUAUUGAUGUCCGCUCCAACUACCUCUUCAACUCCAAGAUCUGGGGUAUUGAAGAGGCUGACUGCAUUCUCAUUGUCGGCAGCAACCCCCGCCACGAGGCCGCUGUCCUCAACGCCCGUAUCCGCAAGCAGUGGCUCCGCUCUGACCUCGAGGUUGGUGUUGUUGGCGAGUCCUUCGACUCUACCUUUGAGUUUGAGCACCUCGGUGCCGACCACGCUGCCCUGAAGAAGGCCCUUGCUGGCCCCUUCGGCAAGAAGCUUCAGGCUGCUAAGCGCCCCAUGAUCGUUGUUGGUUCUGGUGUCACAGACCACUCCGAUGCCAAGGCCUUCUACGAGACUGUCGGUGCUUUCGUCGAGAAGAACGCUGCCAACUUCAGAACCGCUGAGUGGGACGGCUACAACGUUCUUCAGCGUGAGGCUUCCCGCGCUGGUGCCUUCGAGAUUGGCUUCAGCACCCCCUCCCCCGCCGUUGCUGAGACCAAGCCCAAGUUCGUCUGGCUCCUCGGUGCCGACGAGUUCAACGAGGCCGACAUCCCCAAGGACGCCUUUGUUGUCUACCAGGGCCACCACGGUGACCGCGGUGCCCAAAUCGCCGAUAUUGUUCUCCCUGGUGCUGCCUACACCGAGAAGGCUGGUACCUACAUCAACACCGAAGGCCGUGUACAGAUGACCAGAGCCGCCACCUCCCUGCCCGGUGCUGCCCGUACUGACUGGAAGAUUCUCCGUGCAGCCUCCGAGUUCCUCGGCGCCCCUCUCGCUUACGAUGAUGUCGCCGUUGUCCGCGACCGCAUGGUCGAGAUCUCCCCCGCCCUCGCCUCCUACGAUGUUGUCGAGCCCGUUGCCAUGAAGGAGCUCAGCAAGGUCCAGCUUGUUGACCAGAACAAGGGAGCCAAGACCACCGGCGAGCCCCUCAAGAAGGUCAUCAAGGACUUCUACUUCACAGACGCCAUCUCCAGAAGCUCGCCAACCAUGGCCCGCUGCUCUGCCGCCAAGGCUUCCGGCGACCCCCGCACAAACUUCAUGGCCCCCGGUAUCGAGGAGGAGAGACCCAUGGGACAGGUUGCGUACGGCUCGUAG